Osmia lignaria (orchard mason bee) is the source of this 2696-nucleotide messenger RNA. Lineage: Eukaryota; Metazoa; Arthropoda; Insecta; Hymenoptera; Megachilidae. The record is from RefSeq and is a predicted model, not a curated record.
GGGGAACAGUAGAUAUAAUGGCUAGCAGAUGUAAAUUUUAGUACAGCGUGGGGAUCAGAGCGAAAACGAAGGACCAAUAAGAUUCAUGGUAAAUGUUAAAUGCUGUCUAUCAGCCAAUAGCUAUUCGUAGAAGAUCCGGCUCCAUUUUUGAUUCAGCAUUCUCAUUAUUGGAUGAGUCAACAGACGCUAGUAGGUGGCACCACUGUUGAUAAAGAUGGCGCUGCAACACCUAACAAUGUAUCAGGGAAAAGUUGUUAAAAACACAUGUUCAUCACUAUGUUUAUAUUUAGAAUUCUUUGUUGAAUAAAAUUAUGAUAUUGUUAUAAUUAAAGUAAAAUUUUCGUAAUCCCUAAAGUUGGUAUUUAAUUCGUCCAAAUGCCCGAGCAAAAGGUUUUGAGGUUGCAAGAUGUUUGGCGUACUUGUAAUAAAAUAAGGGCGGCAAUAUUUCGUAUUGGUUUUAAUUUAUGGGAUUACUAUAAACCUCUAGAUCCAGAGAAAAAUUGUUUAAUUUCAGAGUCAAAGUUUAUUUCGGUUUUGGCUGGUCCCCUGAAGGAUGUAGUUGGCCUGUCCGAUAGAGAAAUUUGCGAUUUGGCUGAUUAUUUUCGCGUACAGGAUGGCCGAAUAUUAUAUACACAGUUUUGCACAAUUAUCCACGAUAGCGUUCCUGAGUUCGAUAAGAACAAACCUCUUGUAACUGGCUUGGAAUGGGAGGAUCCAGAACACGUGAAUCGAUUAAGUCCAGCAGAAUACCGAAAAUUAUGUCUUAUCCUCUCCCAAAUUGCUGUUAUUGUUAAUAAAAGGAGGCUGAUCCUCAGGCCUUACUUUCAAGAUUAUGAGUUAAUCGCAAAGAAUGCCGGGACAGUGACGUUUACUCAUUUCGGACGGAUCUUGAAGUUCCUCAACAUCGUUCUGGCCUCCGAGGAAUUCUCUCUGCUUAUAAAAAGAUUCGCGAAGGAUGCGUACACGGUCAAUUACGUGGCAUUCCUGCAGGCUGUGGAUGAAGUUCAAUCGUAUUUCGAUAAACAUGGAAUGCUUUCUCUCAGUGGAGAGUUACUCGAUCAAUUUCCCGGCCGAGUUAUCACAGCUGAACUACCGAAACUUCCGAGGCCAGAAAUUGGGAAACUUCUGCCCAGCAAGGUGUUUGGGAAACAAACGGUGUUUCAUCCGGUGAUGGAAGAGCCGAGGGCUGACAUGCCAUUAAUGAAGAUCAUCCAGCAGAUUCAGAGGCAUAUUCUUGAAAAUCGGAUAAGAAUUUCGGAAUUCUUCAAGAGGUUUGAUCAUUUGAACGUUGGAAGAGUAACCGUUUCUCAAUUCAAAAGAGGAUUAGACGGUCUUCAAGUAUCGAGCUUGGGACGUCUUUACCUAGCGGAAACGGAAAUCGAUGCACUCGUCGAGAUUUACAAAGACCCGAACGACCCGGAUCGCGUGUGUUGGCGCACGUUCCAAGACGACAUCGAUCAAGUAUUCACCGUCAAGGAGUUGGAGAAAUUGCCGAAUUUGAGAAUUGAAUCACCGCCAAAAGAAAUAGCCGACCUGAAACGGCGAGGGACAGCCGAUUGGCAAUGCGUGCCGGGUAGCAUCAGAGACCUGUGCGAGGAAACCCUCCAGAAAGUCCGACACCGAAUCAACGAAAGAAGGAUUCUGAUCAAGCAAUUCUUCAAGGACUAUGAUCGGAACAACAAAGGACACGUGUCCCGUGCACAAUUUCGCCAGGUCCUAGCGACUGCGGUGGUGUUACUUUCGGAGGAGGAGGAGUAUGCUUUAGAGCAGAGGUACAACGACGAAUUAGGGUUCAAUUAUGUAUUGUUCUUGAAAGAAUUAGAGGCGAUAAAAAUUGAAGAGCCUCUGUACAAGUCUAUGCUGGAAGAGAAGAUGAAAAUCAAUGCCGAGAAACCGCCGCCUGAAGGCAGCGUCGACGAGAAAAACAUUGUCCUAAUUUUAGCCAAAAUCAAAGCGAAAAUCGUACGCGAACGAGUGAAGGUAGAUUGUAGAGCCCGAUCGUUUUUCUUCAAACGUUUCAACCUGAUUUUGUUAUUUUAUGCGAAGGCGAUCGAGUUCAUGCGUCCAUACGAUCCCCGCAAUGAACAGGUUAUUAAAAAAGUGGAUUUUAUGAGAGGAUUGGAUCAACUUCGUUGUAAUUUGAGUUGUACGGAAAUAGGAACCAUUAUGAAGGUUUUCCAAUCGCCUUUUAGAGAGAAUUACGUGGAUUAUGUGAGAUUCGGUGAAGUGGUCGAAGAGGCUGUCACCGUUGGUAGUUUGGAGAGAGCACCACUUUUGGUGCCUGUGCAACACGUGCCCCCGGAAGCUUCUCCGAAAACAUUCUUGACUUUCGAUGAGAGACACAUGGCUACUGUAGCAAUGGAUAAACUGAGCAGAAUGCAGCGUCCAAAUCUUCUAGAACUGUUCAAGGAUUAUGAUAAAGAAAACAUUGGAACUGUUUCAAAGAAUUGUUUGAUCAAGGCCCUUUCCGUCAGACACAUGUUUCAAUUAAUUAGUAACAGAGAAUUGGAUGCUGUGUAUAAAUGUUUCUCUGUAGAGAAAGGUGGCCAGUUGGAAAUCAAUUAUCGUGCAUUUUUAGAAGCUCUGCAUUUAAUGAGAGAGAACAGAAAAUAUUUGCCCUUUUAAAAAUAAAGCAGGUCACAAAGAAUAUAUUGUAAUAAUAACAGUAUUAUAAAUAAAAGAACUUGUUAUAUUUU